UCUUCUUCUCUUUUUCUUCCUUUUUAGGACUUAUUUUUCCUUCGUACAUACUGUUUUCACUACAUCAAUACAUUUCAUAACAAAAUAUUAUUUUCUUGUUUCUUUUUCUUAUUAUUUUGUACAAACAUAGAAGCUAUUUUACUCUACACUUUUUUUUGUCAAUUAGCUGCGCUAAGACCGUCGUUUUCUCUCUCUAUCGUUUCAGUCUCACGUACAAACCUCUCUUAAACAAUCCCGGUCUAUAUUUCAACCAGAACCCAUUCAUCUUUAUUAUUUCAACAGAAACAGAAACAACUAACCAAAAAAUGACAGCCAAGCGGUGGUGGUCGCCAUCACACAUGCUCCCUCUCUACAUCCUAUUAUCUAUUAUUCCAUUUGCAGUGUACGCUACUGCCAACACAUGCAUCACCAACGGUCAUUCACUGAAUCGCAGGGCCAAUAUACCUACCGACAGUAGCAGCUUGUACAAAGCAGCGCUAUUCAAACGCAAAUCUUUGAAUGAUGCUGCUGCCUCUGCCUUGGUAGUGUCUGGCCGCCAGUGCACAUCCGAUAUGCAAUGUGUCGGAUACCGCAACGGUGAUCACGAUAAGCCUCAGGGAAUGGGUAAUGCUCGUGCUAUUGAUUCGUCGAGGCGAAAGGCGCGGCUAGGAGAGUACGCGUGUAUUGAUGGCACUUGCCGUUAUGUCGUUAAGUCUGGUAAGCAUGGGGUGCUAUAUUUUUUUAUAUCUUGAUUAGUUUGCCAUGCUGUGCUUUGUUUGUUGUCUGUUCCCUCC
Messenger RNA from Kickxella alabastrina, 773 nucleotides. RefSeq lists its product as uncharacterized. The record is from RefSeq and is a predicted model, not a curated record. Lineage: Eukaryota; Fungi; Kickxellomycota; Kickxellomycetes; Kickxellales; Kickxellaceae. The transcript has a single exon. Bases 306 to 731 code for a protein of 141 amino acids.